AUGCCUCAAGCUUAUCAGCCAUAUCAUCAACCGCAUUCUGGACUUCUUCAACAGGAUUUGAAACCUUUUGUUUCGGUUUCAUUCGGAAAUCACACGGAACGAACAUCAGUUGCUUUCGGGGGAAAUCCAUCGUGGAAUGAGCAGAUUGAGCUCGACUGGGAAGCUGGUAGAAAUAGGCUUCAAUCUGGCUUUAUUGGGAUGGACAAAGAAGAAUACCUUUUUAUCAACAUCUUCGACGAGAAUUUCAAAGUGGAAGCAACUGACAAUCCCGAUGAGCGCCGGACUUCAACAAGCAAGCAUUGGAUUGGCGGUUCUGUCAUCCCUCUUUCCUCUCUUCUCAUCGCGAAACAAAUCGAAGGACAGAUUCACCUCAAAGUUCCUCCACUACUCAUGGGCUACAAGUCAACUCAAGACUCGAAUCCAGCCACACUCGAGCUUUAUAUUCAAAUAGAUGCAAUUUAUUCAAAACCUGAAAAGGGAAAGCAACAGCUGAUGUGCCAUGAAGAUCCCCAAGAAGUCACUGCCUGUGAAAACUUCCUCACUGACAUUUCGAAAUUCCGCCCUGGAAGAAACUUCCCAGCCCUUGUGUCUGACUUCAAGGGAGAGACAUAUUUCUUGUGUCGAUUUAUAUCGCCUUUACCGCUUCCAGAUGGCAUGUACAGCGAGCAACUUUCACUAGAUCAGAUGAUGCGUCGUAUGGCAAGAUAUGUGGCAAUGAUUCCGUACCAAUCCGAUAAGAUUUCCUUUGCUGGCAUGUACGAUCUAUGGAGCAAUAAUGCAGAGUUUUUGUCUUGUCUAAUCGGCGAUGACGAGGAGCAUGCGUUGUUGCUGAUAGCUUACUUUCUUCAACUAAACGUUCCGAUUGCCAGGCUUGUUUUUGGAGAAUCGAUGGAAUCUGGGGAAGCAGUUUGGGUCCUGUCAAAAACUGACGAGUCAGCUGUAGGAGUCCUUUGGAAUCCCGUCAAUGGUCGCUGUUUCAGAACGACAGAUCCUACUGUUCCGUUGACUUCAGUCACAUGUAUGGCGGACAAAUCGAACAUCUACUACAACGCGCAAACAGAAGCCCAUCCGAACAGAGUCGACUGGGGACUCAACAGCUGGCGAAAAUUAUGGAGCGGAACAAAGGGCGACCUACCGACGAUCCAACCAUUAGAAAUUGAAUACAUGCCGCCAGAUAAUUCUUUGGCAAGUCGAGAAGCUAGGAAAAUUGAAGCAGACAUCAAGUUAAAAAUACGAGAAUGGAGGCCAGGUUAUUUGACAAAAUAUCGAACGGACGUUGCUGCAAAAAUGCGCGAUAUUCUGGAGAAGAUCGAGCAAGAGGAAAUGUGUGGCGGCCAAAUCACACAGGAAUACGCUCGUCGUCUUUUAGAGCCAAUCCGCAUGAAAUUCCCGCGACAUGAGGUUGUUGGUUUUCCGCUGCACCUGCCCAUGACACACAUUCAAAAUAUUCUCGACGCUGUCAAAGCGGUUGAGCUUCACAAAACGGUUAAUCAUCGUGCGGAAUUCGCGGUGGCCGUUUCUGUCCGACCAUAUCCUGCCGCCGUCCACUCGCUGUGGGUUUACCUCGCGCAAUUCACCCCGAAAUAA
Molecule: messenger RNA, 1587 nt
Organism: Oikopleura dioica
Lineage: Eukaryota; Metazoa; Chordata; Appendicularia; Copelata; Oikopleuridae
Source: the annotation of a GenBank genome assembly